Vespula pensylvanica (western yellowjacket) is the source of this 4689-nucleotide messenger RNA. RefSeq names its product interaptin (gene mud). The transcript is spliced from 12 exons. Bases 243 to 4619 code for a protein of 1458 amino acids. NCBI's taxonomy places the organism in Eukaryota, Metazoa, Arthropoda, Insecta, Hymenoptera, Vespidae. The record is from RefSeq and is a predicted model, not a curated record.
UUCAUUAACAGUUUGACUGCAUCAAUAAUAUUUGUCAAUUCUUAUACAAAUUCCAUUAAUACUUUUAAAGAGAUUUUUAUUACUUCCUGGAAAAUCUGACCAAUGAUCAUUAACUUCCGGUGAAGUAGAAUUUAAGUAAGAUUUUUGAAAUUAAACGGAUCUUGAGCAUAGCGAUAGAGAUCGAACCAAACAAAACGGUUUUUGAAAUUUAAUUGAAUGAAGUGGUAUUUAUAUAUUGAAUCAUGGAUUGGUUACAUAUUAUUAUUGAAUGGAUUAAUUGUUUAAAUAUAUUGGAAACACCAAUUAAGGAAAUACAAGAAUUACAAGAAAAACAGUUGUAUGGAAAGUUAAUUAGAUCAUUGUCUUUGAAAAAAGAUAUAAGUGGGUCUAAUGAUAAAGAUAUCCUUGUCACAUUUAUUAAAGAUGAAUUUCCUGAAUUUCAAAUUAAUAAAGAUAAAAAUCAAGAAUAUCCUGAAGACAUAUAUAUUAUAUCAUUAUUAUUAUCUUAUGCAUGUCAAAACGUCACUUUUCAUCAACCAAUGUGUACCAAGUUACAGCAAGAAACACAAAUUAAAAUCAAAUCUUUUCUUGAAAUGGUAUUACCUUAUGGAAAAUCCAUUUCUAUUGAAAUAUUAAGAGAUGUUAUAAUGCAAUUAACAGACUUUGAGAGUAAAAGUAUAUUGGAAACACCAAAUACACGAUCUCUUAAAGAAUUUUUUAGUUCUCCAGUAGUACGUUCCGCUCAAAGUCACAGAAUACUAAAUGAAAGAAAUCGUGAAUUAAGACUUUUAAAAUCAGAAUUAGAAGUGGAAAGAUUUGAAAAAGCAGAUCUUCAAGAAGACUUAAAAAUUGAGCAAAACAAAGUACAGACUUUAUUGAAACAAUUAGAAGAAAAAUCCAUAGAAAUAAAAAGUUUAAAAGAAGAAAAAAUAAAAUUUGCAUCUCCACGAUCUUGUAAAAAAGGAAAGAAUGCAUUGUAUAAUGAAGAUUAUUAUAAACGAGAAAUAAAUAAAUUGGAAAAUCAAUUGAUCCAAUAUCAAGAUAAUAUUAUAAAAUUGGAAGAUCAUAAAACUGCUAUUACAGAAAAAUUAACAUUUGUAGAGAAAAAAAAUAUAAGUCUUAAUGAUAAAUGUAAUGACUUAGAAAGAUCCAUAGAAGUAUUAACAACAGAAAUGGAAUCAAAAAACAGAGAAAUAGUAGAUCUUAAAAUUAAUAAUGAAGAUUUACGUGCGCAUUUAAGAAAAUUAAAUGGAACAUCGAUAGAGGACAGUUUUGAAGUUGAAGGCAUUAUGUCAGAACAUUCUUUUUUAAUGCCUUUAAAUACAAGUGAAACUUUAAGUUCAGUAAUUGACAUCCAGCUUCAAGAAGCAAAAAAUGAAAAUACUUUAUUAAUGACACAACUUAAUCAGUUGAAGGAUAAAUUCGAAAUGACCUCCAAAGAACAUGAAAAUGCUAUGCAGUUAAUUUCAACUUUGCAAAAUGAAGUGAAAAUAUUAAAUAAUAUACAAGUAGAAUUAAGUAAUGCUGAAAAAAAAAUAUUAUCUUUAGAGGAAAAUAAUAAAGCUUUACAAGAUUAUCAAAUACUACUUAAUAAUCAAUGUAAGAGUUUAGAAGAUUUGUUAGUACAUAAAGACGAACUUCUACUGCAAGGUGAAAAAUAUGAGAAAGAAUUACACGAAAAAGUAGAAAAUUUAAAUAAAGCACUUCAUGCUGAAACUGUAAAAUCCUCUGAUUUAAAGACAGCUCUGGUUAAAGCAGAAUGCCUUGCAAAAGAACAUGACAGUAUUUUAAAAUUGAUUGAAUCUAAGGAUAGUGAAAUAAGUACUUUACAUUUGAAUAUAAAAAACUUAAAUGUGGAAAAAGAUCGUUUGAUCCAUAUACAAAAAGGAAGUGAUAAUAAGACAAAAGAGUCUAUCAUAAAAUUAGAAACACAACUAUUAAACAAACAACAUUUGUUAGAGCAGUUGAACAUAGAAAUGAAAUUAAAAGAUGAAACAAUAAUGAUAUUACGAAUGCAAGUAGAUAAAUUGUCUAAAGAAACAAUUGUAUCAGAAAUGAAAAUGAAAGAAAUUAUUACAAAUAUUCAGAAAAUAAAAUCUAUUCAGGAUAAUGUGUUAACAAAACAAGAAAAAAUUUUAAAAGAAAAAUUGCUACAAUUAGAGCACCUACAAACUCAGUUUAAUAAGGCAAAAGAAAUGCUUUGUUUACAGUUAGAAAAUGAAAAAUCAUUAAAAAUUAAUUUAGAAUGUAAACUUACUAACAAAGAUAUUAUAAUUUCUGAUUUAGAAAAUAAUAUUAGUGAAUUGCAAGAGUCUCUUAAGGUAAAAAUUGAUGAGCUUAAUGUAUAUAAAGAAUAUCAUAGUACUACAAAUAAAAAAAAUAAAGAAAUUGUGAAAACAUGCAAAGAAUUAAAAGAUCAAAUUACAAAAUCGAAGUGUACAUUUUCACAACUUUUAGAUUCUACACAUGCAUAUGACAAUAUUAUUGAGAAUAUAUCAAAUGCAUCACAGAUAAAUGAUGAAGAUGAAUUCAAUGUUAUAUUAGAUAUAAUUACCUUUGCUAUAAAUGAUAUGAAAGUAAUUAAAGAAGACAUAUUAUGUUUUUCUACAAAAAAUAAAAAUUUAGAGAAAAUCAUAGAUGAUCAAAACAAGAUUAUAAAUAAAAAUGCAGAAGUUCAGAAUGAAAACACAGUCUUGAAGGAGAAGCUACAUGAUUUUGAAAUAUUAGAACAAAAUUGUAAGAGUUGCAUUCAAAAUAUCAUUAAAGAAAAAGAAAAAGUACAAGAGAUUUUAUCAAAAAUUAUUUUAUCAUUGGGAAAUUCGAAUGACUCCUUUAUUUCUUUAAAACAAAAAUGGAGUCAAGCAUUAAAUGAAUUUAAUAAUUUAUCUAUCAUUAACAAUCUUAAAUGUCAGGAUAUAGAACAAUUACAAACAAAGAAGAAAACUCUCCAAAAAAUAUUAAAUGAAUAUGAUAUUAAUCAUCUUCAAACUAUUAAAUCAGUAGUUGAUACUCUAUGGAAAAAAUUUUAUAUGGAGCAAAAAUUAAUGGACACUUAUUUACAGUAUUUAAAUGAUAAUAAAAAAGGUUUCACCAUUGAAUGUAAUAUAGAAGAAAAUGAUGUCAAAGAGGAAGAAAAAAUGAAAGAAGAACUAGAAAAUAUUGGUAAUAUGUGUAAUGAUAUUAUUAAGUCUGAAAAAGAAUUAGAAACUUUUAUACAUUCAAUUAGUGCAUAUAAAAAGGAUUGUGUAGCUGGGAAAGUUAAACAACAAAAUGGUAGUGAAAAAAAACUACAAUUACAGAUUGAUCAAUUAACAAAAGAAAAAAAAGAAAUCAAGAAUAAAUUAGAUAUAAUGAGAGUAAGGAAUGCAAAAUUAGAAAGAACUUUGGAAGAACUUAGAAUUGAAAAUAAAAAAAAUAAAGAAGGAACACAUCUUAAAUCUCAACUGACUGACUUAGAUGAUCUGAAGAAGCAAAUGGCACAGUUAAAGCAAGAUAAUUUAUUAUUACAAGAAGAAAGAAAUAAAUUACAUAAAGAGUUACAAGAGUAUGCUAAAAAGAAAAUGUCUGAAAUUCAAUUAAAAGAAAUUCAUAGUAAAUAUGAAAUGAAAUUAGAAGAAAUGAAGCAACAAAUGAAAAUAGCUUAUAAUGAGCAAGUAAUAAAACUGAACAAAGAACAAGAAAAAGCUAUAGAACAAAAAAUAGAACAGUUACAGUCAAAAUUAGAACAGCAGUGUCAGAAACAUAAAGAGGAAAUAACUAUAUAUAAAACGCAUGUCAACGAAUUAAAUUCACAGUUCUGGAAUGUUGGAGAAAGAUUAUUAACUGCACAACAAGAAAAACAAGAAGUUCUGCAACAAUUGAACGAACUUAAGAUUAAACUACAGAAUCAAAUAGAACAAAAAACUACAAACUUUUCCAUACAUCAUAGAACUAUUAAAUUAGAAAAACAAGAAAUUCCUUUAGAAAAUAGUAUGCAAGAAAAAGCACAUACACUUUCAAAAGUAUUAACAGAAGAAAAUACAUAUGAAAAACGACAUAGCGCGAGAAAUAUGCAUGCUAUGGUCAAUGCUUUUAAUGCAGAAGAUGAAGAAGGAGAAGUUUUUGAUAAUAUUUACUUAGCGGAUAUGAAAGAAGGUCAUGGUUUUCCUGCAGCAGAUUUUGAUCGUCUAUCUGCAUUACAAAUGAGAAAUUCUCUUUGCAAACCACAUUUGAAAUCAUCUUAUCCAGCUGAAACACAAUUUCAACCACUAUUUUUUACUGAAGAAGAAAUAAAAACAGGCUCAGUUUCAGAAGAUGUAUUUAAUGAUAGCCUCAGUCAAAGCCUCCUUCCUGAGCAAAAAACUAAAAGAAAAGAUAGAACACAAACGUCCUAUAAAAAACCAGGUCCUCCAACACCUAGCAAAAAUGGAGGUAGAUUUUCAUUACAUGGUAAUGAAUUAAGAAGUCCGAAUUCAAGAAUUUUAAAAGAACGAAAUGCUGAUAGAAGGGCUACAGCAACACCGCGUCGAAGUAAAGGAAUAUUAUUUAAUUUAAGGCGUCAAGAUGAGAAUUUUGCAGGUACGCCUAGAACACGGAAACUAAGUAAUAUGUUUCGAAAGCAACGUACAACUUUGGAUUAAUAAUAAUGGACACAAAUGUAAGAAAAGAAGCUAAUUUUUAAGAUAACUGAAACGGGCAAGAAUGAAAAUC